AUGCCGAGAUGCAUUGUUUCUGAUCCAGCUCAACCUCACAACGUCUCCCGUCGUGCUUACCAAAAAAUUAAGCACAACUGCUUUGCGUGCAAGAAUGACGAAGCUCAUUGGGUGGCAGAUAGAUAUGAUGACUUACGUUUCUACUGUACCACAUGCGAUCUGGAGUUCCACGAUCUAUGUCUUCAGUUUCCAAGUAAGAUGAUUCACCCUUAUCACCCUCAACACCCUCUCACUUUCACCUUUCUAAACUACGAAACUGGGAUCAUGGCCGACACCACUUACCGUGAAUUCUAUAAAGUUCUAAGUUGUUUUGAACUGGAUUUUCUGAAUACCUCAAAAGCUAUUGGCCAAAAUCCAAUAUUAUGUUUGAUAAAUGCACUUGGUGUCGGAAUGAUCUGGCGAAUGGUUCUAUCGUUGUUCUAUAUGUAA
Molecule: messenger RNA, 429 nt
Organism: Microthlaspi erraticum
Lineage: Eukaryota; Viridiplantae; Streptophyta; Magnoliopsida; Brassicales; Brassicaceae
Source: the annotation of a GenBank genome assembly